AUGAGCCACCGCACCCAGCCACAAUCUGUCUUUUUCAUCAGCAAGUGGUGAAAGACCUUUGAGUAGUGAUCAGUAGGGUGUCCAUUAAAAGAAGAGGGUUACUGUUCACAAUAGCUGUGCAUUUCACAUCUACAAUGUGCUAGAUCCCCUUUCAGAGCAUGAUGGGAGAGGGAUGAAACACAAAGCUCUACCCUCUGGAAGCUCCCCAGGCCAGUGGGAGAGACCAGAGAGGGGUGAAGGUCAGUGUGGAUUGGGGGACAGAGAGGGCUUUCUAGAAGUUGUGGAGAAGAAACAGAAUAGCACCCCAGUGCAGAGAGCUGCUUGGUCUGAGAUUUAAUUUUUAACUCCUUGUUACUGACCAGAGGCACACUAACAGUGAAACAGAAAUCUUCCCUUGAAAAAAACCAAUUCCCCUUCUGUGAACAGGAAGUGGCGAGGAGAGGAACAGAAGUGGACUACUCUAGGCUCAUUGCUGGCACUUUACCACAAUCUCACUUAAGCUGUGAAACAACAACCCCAUGCAGAUUCCUUCAUUCCCCUGAAAAGGAAUCGAAUCCCUGAGACUAACUUUCCAAGGUCCCACAAUUCCAACUAGAGUUUAGACUUCAAAUGUGGCCUUUCCAUUACACGGUGCUCCCACAAACUCAGAGCUCCAGGCUGGCAAGUGGGUGCCCAGGCUAGAAUCCUACAGAGGGAGUUUCACCUCUUCUGAACACAGAACCCUUAAGGGUAAGGGACAUUUUAGCCUCAUGGACGUGACCAAAAUGUGCAUGCUUAGGAGGCUAAGGAUAAAGUCACGCUUUCUCAGGGAGGGAAGUGCUUGUCUUACUCUCAGAUAUUUGCAACCCAGCCCCUGCGCUGAGCAAACCGAGAUCCCAAAGCGAGAAGAUGUUUGUUCUCUCAAGUCCCCACUGCCCUCACCCAGCUUCUCUCAGGCCUCUUUUCAUUUACAGUGUUUUUUGCAGGUUGCCAACAGGAAGGCAGGAUGGAAAAUGCCUUUCUUCCUCAUACCGUGCCUGCUACAAGGUUCUUCUUUCGCCCUUCCACAAGAAAGACCCCAUCCGAGAUGGCUGUGGGAGGGCUCUCUCCCCUCCAGGACCCAUCUCCGGACCAUGGGAACACUCAGGCCUUCGUCGCCCCUCUGCUGGAGGGAGGAGAGCUCCUUUGCAGCUCCAAAUGCAUUGAAGGGCUCAAGGCUGGUGUCUGGGGAGCCUGGAGGAGCUGUCACCAUCCGCUGCCAUUAUGCCCCCUCAUCUGUCAACAGGCACCAAAGGAAGUACUGGUGCCGUCUGGGGCCCCCAAGAUGGAUCUGCCAGACCAUUGUGUACACCAGCCACUACACUCACCAUCACUAUCGUGACCGUGUGGCCCUCACAGACUUUCCACAGAGAGGCCUAUUUGUGGUGAGGCUGUCCCAACUGUCCCCGGAUGACAUCGGAUGCUACCUCUGCGGCAUUGGAAGUGAAAAUGCCAUGCUGUUCUUAAGCAUGAAUCUGACCAUCUCUGCAGGUCCCUCCAGCACCCUCCCCACAGCCACUCCAGCUGUUGGGGAGCUCACCAUGCGAUCCUAUGGAACAGCAUUUCCGGUGGCCAAUAGAUGGACCCCAGGAACCACCCAGACCUCAGGACAGGGGACAGCAUGGGACACAGUUGCUUCAACUCCAGGAACCAGCAUGACCACAGCUUCAGCUGAGGGAAGCCAAACCCCAGGAGCAACCAGGCUAGCAGCUCCAGGGACAGGCAGCUGGGCGGAGGGUUCCGUCAAAGUACCAGCUCCCAUUCCAGAGAGUCCAGCUGCAAAAAGCAGAAGCAUGUCCAAUACAACAGAAGGUGUUUGGGGGGGCACCAGAAGCUCAGUGACAAACGGGGCGAGAGCCAGCAAGGACAGGAGGGAGAUGACAACUACCAAGGCUGAUAGGCCAAAGGAGGACACAGAGCGGGUCAGGAUCACUCUUGAUGCGGCCAAAAAUGUCCUAGGAACCAUUAGGCCACCAGCUCUGGUCUCAGAAACUCUGGCCUGGGAAAUCCUCCCACAAGCAACGCCAGUUUCUAAGCAACAAUCUCUGGGCUAUGUUGGAGAAACCACUCCAGCUGUAGGCUUGUGGACCUUGGGAACUCCAGCUGCAGGUGUGUGGACCUUGGGAACUCCAGCUGCAGGUGUGUGGACCAGCAUAGAGGCAGCAUCUGGGGAAGGAAGUGCUGCAGGGGACCUAGAUGCUGCCACUGGAGACAGAGGUCCCCAAGCAACGCUGAGCCAGGCCCCGGCAGUAGGACCCUGGAGGCCCCCUGGCAAGGAGUCCUCUGUGAAGAGUGCUUUUCCAGAAGAUGAAAGCAGCUCUCGGACCCUGGCUCCUGUCUCUACCAUGCUGGCCCUGUUUAUGCUUAUGGCUCUGGUUCUAUUGCAAAGGAAGCUCCGGAGAAGGAGGAUCUCUCAAGAGGCAGAAAGGGUCACCCUAAUUCAGAUGACACAUUUUCUGGAAGUGAACCUCCAACCAGACCAGCUGCCCCAUGUGGAAAGAAAGAUGCUCCAGGAUGACUCUCUUCCUGCUCAGGCCAGCCUGACUGCCCCAGAGAGGAAUCCAGGACCCUGAGGGACAGAAAGAUGAACUGCUCAGUUACCAUGGGAGGAGGACCAAGAUCAAAGGCCUCCAGGACCCCAGCCUCUUUCCAUCAUCCUUCCUUCACCUGUGGGAAGAGAAGCUGAUGAAGCCGGGGCUCCACCCACGGAAGAAAGGCUGGCUGUCCUUGGGCCCAAGAAAGUCAAGCAUUAUCCACGUCCGAAGGUUACAAGAUGACUCAAAGGAGACUUCAAGAAAGUUGUAUGAAACAUUGGAAGAGGUCACCUAGGAAAAGCGUGAAAUUUCCAUUCCUGAAUGUUUGAAAAUAGAAGAGGCUUCCAAUAAGUGUGGAAAGUGACAAAUCCUCUAUCAUCACUCCCAGCCCUUGCUGGGGGCCCCUUUUCUGACUAUUGUUAGCACUCAGCCUCCCACUCACAUUUAAUUGUAUUUAAGUAUACCAACCUUGCCUUCUCAAGUAGAUUCUAAGCUCCUUUAGGGCAGUAAUUGCGUUUUAUCUGUCUCGUGAUGUGCCCCAGAGAACUUCCAACUCAGUAGGACCCCAAUAAAUACCUGUGGCUGAUUGACUGACUUGGGGGCUCAGUGGCCCCUGGGCACCCUGCCUCUGCAAGAGCUCUGGGUCCCCCUGGGCAUCUGUCCCUCCUUUUUGGGGUCCCUUAGAUGACCCCACAGGCAGCUGGUUUCUACACUGAGACCAAAAGGGCAAACACCCAUUCUUCACAUCAUCCCCGCCCCCAUUUGGACCCAGGCUCAUUGUGACAUAGACCUUUUGACCUGGCCAAGAUUUUCUGGGAUUUUCCUACAUUCAUGGAGGAGCAGGGUAUUUUCAGUAGAUUCUUGCCUUCUUCAUAAAGCCCCUCUUGUUCAGCUGCUUAUAAAUCCUCGAUAUGGAGGACUAUUGGUGAAGCUGGAAGAUGGUUUUUGGGGGUGAGGUGGGAGACAAAAGAGAGGAAUUGUAUGUGGAUACUGCCCUGUAACUACAUCACCUCAUGCCUAUCAGGGAACUUUCGCUCCACCCUUGGCCCCACUGCCUUUCCAGGAAUCACAUCCACUCUUUUCUUUUGCCAGAUCCGCUGGCAAACUGUCUGGGCUCCAUUGUUGGAUGGAACAGCCUGAGCAGUGGAGGCAGAAAGGAAAGAUAGGCUCCAAUAUCAAGCUGAGAAUUGCCAGGUAGACAUUUCCAGAAGGCUUGGCCCUCCCUUCUAAGCUGUCAGCAGCACAGAAAUCCUUCAGUAAUACCUCUUCAUAUCUGGUUCUGAACACGGACAUUGUACCAAGAAAAUCAAGGAGAUGCAGGUUUCAUGGCUUGUAAGAGAAACCUGUUGUUUUGGAUAAGUAGGGAAGUUGCACACAUCUAACCACAUGGAAUCACAGAAUUUCAAAGCUAACAGAUCUUUAGAGAUUAACUAGUCUAAAGCCCUCAUUCCAGAAGAGAGGGACAUGAGGCCCAGCAGGGUUAAGUACAGGUGGGGGGCGCUUGUUUAAAGUCACCCAGUUAACCCAGUUAGUUAUAGCACCGUGAGGACUAGCAAAGAGAACUCGUGACUGUGGUUCAGGGCCUUUUUCACUUCACCAUUGCUGAGCAUUGUACCAAAGCAAAACUUAUUGUCAAAAAUCAAGGAUACCA
Messenger RNA from Cercocebus atys (sooty mangabey), 4203 nucleotides. It is a transcript of the gene FCAMR, whose product is annotated as Fc receptor, IgA, IgM, high affinity. The transcript is spliced from 6 exons. Bases 750 to 2591 code for a protein of 613 amino acids. The record is from RefSeq and is a predicted model, not a curated record. Gene Ontology annotation, molecular function: transmembrane signaling receptor activity. Gene Ontology annotation, cellular component: plasma membrane. Lineage: Eukaryota; Metazoa; Chordata; Mammalia; Primates; Cercopithecidae.